CUUGUCAUUCAGACAUCCCAGGAAUUCAACGCGACUACGAACAAGCCACCUCGGCACAACAAGGACGUUUUCAGUUAAACCCUCGUCCUUGUUGUCGAGAAAGGUCAAGGAAGCAUCGCUUCUUGUCAAAAUAGGACAACUGUCGAGAAACGCAGCAGCUAAGGCCACUGAAUGCAGAUGUGAAGUCAGACAAAAUUUGCCAUCCUCUGUUGAAACCCUGGACUGAGUGCUGUCCUCUUCAUCCCCUUCAUUGUCACCAUACAUGCUCUUACAUGAAGAGAGGGGAGAAACCCGAAGGAUACAGGCAGAUGAGACCCAAAACGUUUCCCACCAGCAACUACAGCGGCAACAGUCAACAAAUGCUGCAGGAAAUAAGGAACAGUCUACGCAACUUGUCCAAACCCUCCGAUCCCCCUAAAGUGGAAAUUAGUGGACCUGUAAAAAUGCCUCCAGAGGACUCAAGGCAACAGGGGCGCAGCAGCAACCCCAAAAACCCCUACCAUAAGGCCUUACAGGAGAUCCGCAAAUCAUUGUUGCCUUUUGCAAAUGAGCCGAAUUCAGGCCCAGAGGUGAACAAACACAUGACGCUGGAGGCCCCUUGUGCUGGGUUUGAGGAGAGCAACAGUCGCAGUAUGGGGGCAGUCAUAGACUACAUGGGUAAGGUGACCUUCCAGGAAUCAAGGGAACCGAUGUCUGUGGCCAGUCAAAACCCUACAGGUCUAAAAGCUCCAGGAGCUCCUCAUAUCCAGCAGGCUGUGCUGAGAAGGCCAAGCUGGAAAGGGUCUAAGGAGUCUUUGGCCCCUAGACACGGUCCUCUCAUGGUGGAUGGAAUGAUGUACCGCUCAGACAGCCCUGGACCCCCGCCUGCCUUUCCACAGGGUCAUCCUGCUAACAACCAGAGGGUCAAUCCUCCUUUGCCACCUCAGGUGCGCAGUGUCACACCCCCACCAAACCGUGGAGCAAUGCCUCCUCCACCAUCCUGGGACAGCAACCCAGCAAGCAAGCGUUACUCUGGCAACAUGGACUACCACGUGCCUCGUAUAUCUCCUGUACCACAGGGGGCGUGGCCUGAUAGGAUCAGCCCAGUACCUGUGGGCCACCAACCUAUCAUAAUGCAGAGUUCUGGGGGGAAUAAGUUUACAUUUCCCUCCAGCUGGUCUCAGAACGGCUCUCCUCAAACAGACUACAUGUCAGGUGGCAGCAGGCAGCCUCCUCCCCCGUACCCUGUCAACCAGAGCAGCCGCCACAGUCCCACUGACCAGCAGAUGCAGGCGGGAGGACCUGCAUCCUCCCCCUCUUAUGCUAACGGAGGAAACAUCCCUCAGUCCAUGUUGGUACCUAACAGAAACAGUCACAACCUUGACAUGUAUAACAUAGGUCCUCCUCAGUCUUGGUCCCAGGCUCCCAUGGCCUCCAGUCAUCCUCAGUCGUCUCCUGGCAACAGCAGCAACCAGGAUCUGUCCCCAUCAUGGCAGCACAACAUCCCUGUCCGCUCAAAUUCCUUCAAUAACCACCAACUGAACGGAAGAGCAGCCCACCCAGCCAGCUCCCAGCCCUCUGCCACUACAGUCACUGCUAUCACUCAGGCGCCAAUCCUACAGCCUGUGAAGAGCAUGCGAGUUCAGAAACCUGAGCUGCACACUGCUGUCGCUCCCACACACCCCACAUGGCUACAGCAGGCUCAACAGCAGCCAGUUGCACCUGCCUACCCAGAACCCCCUGCCCCUGUGCCUCAAAUCCCUGUUGUAGCAGAAGUCCCCAGCUACCAGGGCCCCCCUCCUCCUUAUCCUAAGCAUCUUCUCCAGCAGCAGGCCACGCCUAGCCCCCCUGCCUAUGAUCCAGGGGCCAACAAGCUGAGCACAGGCAGAGAGGAGUUGGCUGAGGAGGAGAGCGGAGGGGGCGAAAGCUCCAGAGACAAGACAACAGAGAGCCCAGAGAGUACUGCAGCAACGGAGAAGGAGAAGAAACAAAUCACAACAUCACCUGUGCCUGUCCGCAGAAACAAGAAAGACGAGGAGCGGAGAGGGGAAUCGGGAAGAAUCGCACUGUACUCUCCACAAGCUUUUAAGUUCUUCAUGGAGCAACAUGUGGAGAACAUCCUGAAGAACCACCAACAGAGGAUUCGACGGAGGAAACAGCUAGAGAGUGAGAUGCAAAGGGUGGGUUUGUCAUCAGAAGCUCAGGAGCAGAUGCGCAUGAUGCUCUGUCAGAAAGAGUCCAACUACAUCAGGCUAAAGCGAGCCAAGAUGGACAAGUCCAUGUUCAAAAGAAUCAAGACCCUUGGCAUCGGAGCCUUUGGCGAGGUUUGCUUGGCCAGAAAAGAGGACACAGGAGCUCUGUAUGCCAUGAAAACACUGCGGAAGAAGGACGUUUUGCUCAGGAACCAGGUGGCCCAUGUGAAGGCAGAGAGGGACAUCUUGGCUGAGGCCGACAAUGAGUGGGUGGUGCGUCUCUACUACUCCUUCCAAAACAAGGACAACCUGUACUUUGUCAUGGAGUACAUACCUGGAGGGGACAUGAUGAGCCUCCUCAUCAGGCUCGGUAUCUUCAAAGAAGAGCUGGCUCAGUUCUACAUUGCAGAGCUCACUUGUGCAGUGGAGAGCGUCCACAAGAUGGGCUUCAUCCAUCGAGACAUCAAGCCUGAUAACAUCCUCAUAGACAGAGACGGACACAUAAAACUGACAGACUUUGGCCUAUGCACCGGCUUCCGCUGGACACAUGACUCCAAGUACUACCAGAGUGGUGACCAUGUGAGGCAAGACAGCAUGGACUUCAGUAAGGAAUGGGAAGAUCCCACAAACUGCCGCUGUACAGACCGCCUGAAGCCUCUGGAGAGGAGGAAGGCCCGGCAACACCAGCGCUGUUUGGCACACUCACUGGUGGGAACGCCAAACUAUAUCGCACCUGAAGUGCUGCUUCGAACAGGUUACACCCAGCUCUGUGAUUGGUGGAGCGUCGGCGUGAUUUUGUAUGAAAUGGUUGUCGGACAGCCUCCUUUCUUAGCGACCACACCCCUUGAGACACAGCUGAAGGUGAUAAACUGGAAAAGCAUGCUACACAUUCCCCCGUCAGCAAAGCUCAGCCCUGAGGCAUCAGAUCUCAUUGUCAAGUUGUGCCGCGGACCCGAAGACCGUCUUGGCAAGAACGGCGCUGAUGAAAUCAAAGCUCACCCUUUCUUCAGGGGCAUUGACUUUUCCAGCGAUUUGAGGCAGCAGAUGGCACCUUACAUCCCCACCAUUGCUCACUCCACAGACACCUCCAACUUUGACCCCGUGGACCCCGACAAACUGUGGAGCAGCGACAGUGACAGCGAAGACAACCACAACGACACUCUGAACGGCUGGUUCCGCAACGGCAAACACCCUGAACACGCCUUCUAUGAGUUCACGUUCCGCCGCUUCUUUGACGACAACGGUCACCCCUACAGCUGCCCCAAACCCAUCGGGUACGAGGACUUCAACGAGGAUGAGGCAGACACUGAGGGCGCUGUUCAGGAGGCAGUUGGCAGCUCGGCCAAUCGGAGCCGAGAUCUGGUCUAUGUGUAGCAUCCGAGGUCGACUGAGCUGCUUGUAUAUAACGCUUUUUGAGGGUGUUUGUAUGUGUGGAGAGGGUUCAACGGUACAGCAAUUAAAUCCUUCAGCAUAGGAGAGUAUAUUUCUAGGAAAACGCUGCAACAUAUUUUCACAUCAACAGACUGUGAUUUUAAGAGUACACAAAAUAAUACAUGGAGGAAACUGGCAAUGCAAAUAAUUCAUUUUGCUUUCUUGGCUAAAGUUAGAGGACAAACGUGGUUUUAAGGCUGCACCCAGGAGACAUUUGGUUACAGAAGGGGGGGCUUUUGAGCCCAGUCUGCAGCAGCUGCCAUGUUGAAAACACUAUCUCAGAAUAACUUUAGAUCAUCCACAGAACAAAGAGGUGCUGAGGCAGGUCUUAAGCUGCCUGAUAAACAGCUAUACCAUGUCUGCUCGCAGUCCUGUCAGCCAUGCCCCUAAUUAUGCAUGAUCAGUGUCCUUGUUUAAACCGAAACAGUUAACUAGAAAAAUUCUACCCCUGUUCAGAGUGUUUCCAUAAAGACAUGAUAUUCCCACCAAAGUAACGUAUUACACCAGGCUGUAAACGUGUUUAUUUCAGCUGUAAAAAUCUGAAUUUUAACACAGGCUAUGAAUGUGGCUUCCAGUGCUUCCUCAGCCAGACUCAGUUGCACUCCCACAUUGGCUUUCUUUUUCAGCCAGUGAGGUUGCGACUUGAUGCUGACCCUAAAGUAAGUCAUUUUAAAUUACUGAUGGGUAUAAAGAUUGACAGCAUGCCACUGUCUCCGCCUGUCCAAAAUGACCUCAGUUUUAAUUACUUCAUGGAUGAAACCUUAAGAAAUAGGACCACACGUUUUUAUUUUUAAAAGACCUUUGUAUAGUAUUUAAUUUUUUUUAUUAUGGUUUUAGUUAAUCCAACUUUGGCAUCCUCAGAGCCUGGACUGAAUAAUCUCAUGCAUCCCUAACCGUACGAUACUUGUUAAAUCAAAUGAUACCUGUGUCAAUGCCAUGGAUACAAUACUUCAAUAAUUUCUUUUUUUGUUGCAAAAUAUUCACACAAAUUACUGCCCACUACGUUAUCUCCCUUGAACAGAGCACUGAGCUUCACAUGAGUUUUGGAUAGAAUAUUGGAGGUAAUAUCUAGUUUAAAAGCUAUGGUAUUAUUCAACACUAUCAAAUAUUCUUUGGACACAAUCACCAGUUUUUAGUCCAUCAGUCCAACCUUUAAAUUAAUGCGAAAUGUUGGCAUCCCUAGCUCCAUCUCAAGUCCUCAAACUGCUCAAUCUCCUCUUACUCUGGCCAGGAAGGCAAAGCAUUUUCUUAAAAUGUUGCUGUAUGUUUUUUAGGAUUCUUGCUGCAGAGAAACUAAGAGCACAAUAAAGUCAGAAUUUUUUUUUUAACAACUUCUCUCAAACCCCCUUAAGCCUUAAUUUAUUGAAGAAAACGGUACCUGGUGAUGCUAGUAUAGAUGCUGUUCAAGUGUGGGAAUUUCUGUCCUUUGAAUUACAUUUAUCAGUUUAAAAAUGUCUUAAUUUAUAUUUUAAUGUCUGUUGUGAUGGGGAUAUUUAGUGUUGUGACUCGUAGAAACUUGCAGGGAAAAAUUGCUCAAAUUAUUCAUUGCUGUGCCUUUUUUUGAUCUUUCUUUCUUUCACCAAAUAUACCGAGGGUUAAUAAUCAGAUUUACAUGAGAGUAGCAGUAGAUGAUUGAACUACAGUAGGUUUUUGUUGUUUAUUUUUCUAAUUUAUACCUAAAAUGUAUUUAUAAAUUAAGCUGUAAAGAGUUGAUGUAAAUAUUUUUCUCUUCCCUGUCUGCUGAUUUUUCUUAGGGCAGGCCCUCGUCAGUGUCCGCGCUGCUGCCUAAUGUUCAUAUUUUGUGUCUUUCAAGCAUGCAAUACACAAACAACACUAAUUCACACCUCUCUGGCUAGAUUUUCUCCUUUUUUAUAACUCAACCAAAGCACUAAGUAGUCUUUUUUCUUUGCAAUAACACACCUUUAGGAAAAAAAAAAAUCAUAAAACCAUGAGAUGUAUAGACUUUGAUUUUGAGAAGCACUACAGCUGCCUGUCAUAUGGUGACUUUUCUGUUCUGAUUUUAAAGAAAGAAAAACUGGACGAUGGACUGACGGAGAUGAAUCUGCUCUCUAUCAUAUGAGGAUUUUUGUAACGCUCUACUUUUGUUCAUGUUUUUAGGAAAAGAUCUCUGAAUGUAGUAACGGACUCUUAAUGGUGACUACUCGUCUGCACUGGUUUUGUGUUUUUGUUGUAAGAGAGAGAAUUUUUAUUUUUGUGUACAUUGUUGGGUACAGGGAAGAGGGUGAGAAAUAAAGAAUGUAAGGAACAAAUCACAUUUUAC
This is a messenger RNA of Cheilinus undulatus (humphead wrasse), 5883 nucleotides long. RefSeq names its product large tumor suppressor kinase 1 (gene lats1). NCBI's taxonomy places the organism in Eukaryota, Metazoa, Chordata, Actinopteri, Labriformes, Labridae. Bases 273 to 3545 code for a protein of 1090 amino acids. The transcript is spliced from 8 exons. The record is from RefSeq and is a predicted model, not a curated record. Gene Ontology annotation, biological process: regulation of organ growth; hippo signaling; G1/S transition of mitotic cell cycle. Gene Ontology annotation, molecular function: ATP binding; protein serine/threonine kinase activity.